AUGGAUUCCGAGGAAGAGUUAAUUAGCGAUGGCUCGAGCCAGGAGCAUAUGCUUGAUAUGCAAGGGAGUGAUGACGAGAGUUUAGGGGACGUUGCAGAUUUUGGCGACGAUGACCUUGGCGGCUCUUUCUACGAUAAAGAGAUUAUCAAGCAACCUCGAAAACCCUACGAGGUCGACUUUAAGGUCUUGAGCCCCGAAGAUAUCCAACGAGAACAAAAUAUGCAAAUAAAUGAAGUUGCUUCGAUCCUGGGACUACCCCUGGAAUCAGCAGCUAUCCUAUUGCGGUUUGCUCGCUGGAAUCGGGAGAAGUUGAUCGAAUCGUAUAUGGAAGACAAUGACAGAAUACAGGAAGAAGCUGGUGUUGGAGCGGCAUUUUCAGGUACCCCGAAAACUGAGGUCAUUCCCGGAUUCGUGUGUGACAUUUGCUGUGAGGAUAGGAAAGGUCUGGAGUCAUACGCCAUGCGAUGCGGUCACCGGUUUUGCGUUGAUUGUUAUCGUCAUUAUCUUGGUCAGAAAAUUAGAGAGGAAGGAGAGGCUGCCAGAAUACAAUGCCCCCAGAACAAAUGCCAUCGCAUCGUUGACUCCAAGACUUUGGAUUUAUUGGUAACGGAAGAUUUGCAGGAGAGGUACCACCGCCUUCUAAUUCGUACCUAUGUGGAUGACAAAUAUAAUUUGAAGUGGUGCCCAGCACCAAAUUGCGAAUUUGCCAUAGACUGUGGCGUGAAAAAGCGUGACCUGAAUCGUGUUGUCCCAACUGUUCAUUGCAGAUGCAGCCAUAGCUUCUGCUUUGGUUGCACUCUGAAUGAUCACCAGCCACCUCCUUGCUCAUUGGUCAAAAAGUGGCUGAAGAAAUGCAAAGAUGACUCCGAAACCGCAAACUGGAUAUCUGCGCACACUAAGGAAUGUCCGAAAUGUUCAUCCACCAUUGAAAAAAAUGGCGGCUGUAACCACAUGACGUGCCGAAAGUGCAAGCAUGAGUUCUGCUGGAUGUGUAUGGGGCUGUGGUCUGAGCAUGGAACUAGUUGGUAUAACUGUAAUCGCUUCGAGGAGAAAUCAGGGGCUUCGGCCCGCGAUGCCCAAGCUCGUUCCAGACAAUCGCUCGAACGAUAUCUCCACUACUACAAUCGUUAUGCGAACCACGAGCAAUCCGCAAAGCUGGACAAGGACCUUUACCUCAAGACUGAGAAGAAGAUGAUGAGCUUGCAAUCCCAGUCCGGACUGUCGUGGAUCGAGGUUCAAUUUCUUGACACCGCAUCCCAUGCGCUUCAGCAAUGCCGACAGACAUUGAAGUGGACUUACGCUUUCGCUUUCUACCUUGCCCGCAACAAUCUGACGGAGAUAUUCGAGGAUAAUCAGAAAGAUCUAGAGAUGGCAGUCGAAAGUCUUAGUGAGAUGUUUGAGAAACCCAUUGAUCAGCUGUCGGCUUUGAAAAUUGAUAUCCUGGACAAAACCGCCUAUUGCAACAAGAGACGUGUCAUUCUGUUGAGCGACACUGCGGAGAAUUUGAAAAACCGUACGUAUCCGACUGCCUAA
This is a messenger RNA of Paracoccidioides brasiliensis Pb18, 1533 nucleotides long. RefSeq lists its product as uncharacterized. The record is from RefSeq and is a predicted model, not a curated record. The transcript has 3 exons. Gene Ontology annotation, cellular component: cytoplasm; ubiquitin ligase complex. Gene Ontology annotation, biological process: ubiquitin-dependent protein catabolic process; positive regulation of proteasomal ubiquitin-dependent protein catabolic process; protein polyubiquitination. Gene Ontology annotation, molecular function: ubiquitin protein ligase activity; ubiquitin conjugating enzyme binding; zinc ion binding. The coding region runs from base 1 to 1533 and encodes 510 amino acids.